AUGGAUAACAUCUUGAAAGCACUCGGCGUUGACAAGGACUGCAAGAUUGCCGUCCUACAAUAUGAGCGGGAUGGUCGUGGAGUAGGGAAGGAGGAGGACCUCCACUGGGCCAUUGUGAUACAGACCGUCUCCAGGCCCGACACCAAGUCGAGGUUGCCAUGUUUUCAAGUAUACGAUCUCAAUUUCAACGACGAGUGGGGAAAACAAUGGCAGUUGUACGACCGAGAUGUUUCAUUGCUCGGCACGCGCAAGUGUCUUGGUGGCGUCUUCAUCGGUAGCAUCAAACAUAGCCAGUUGAAGCUGUUGCGGGAGGUCGUUCACACCAAUCCACCCACAAACAGGCCUGCGGAGUGGAACUGCCGCGACUGGGUUAUGGAGGUGAUUAAGCUGUUCGCAGAGAAAGGAUGGAUUUGUGCGAGCAUCCACGCCCAAGCGACACUGCUUCCCUCGUUCCGGCGCGCGAGCGUGACCAAAGACGGUCGGUACCCUUCAGGAUAG
Molecule: messenger RNA, 498 nt
Organism: Postia placenta MAD-698-R-SB12
Lineage: Eukaryota; Fungi; Basidiomycota; Agaricomycetes; Polyporales; Adustoporiaceae
Exons: 2
Coding region: 1-498 (165 amino acids)
Source: RefSeq, a predicted model, not a curated record